Diachasmimorpha longicaudata is the source of this 2945-nucleotide messenger RNA. RefSeq names its product aminopeptidase N-like. The transcript is spliced from 11 exons. Bases 104 to 2824 code for a protein of 906 amino acids. The record is from RefSeq and is a predicted model, not a curated record. Gene Ontology annotation, cellular component: cytoplasm. Gene Ontology annotation, molecular function: zinc ion binding; metalloaminopeptidase activity; peptide binding. Gene Ontology annotation, biological process: proteolysis; peptide catabolic process. Lineage: Eukaryota; Metazoa; Arthropoda; Insecta; Hymenoptera; Braconidae.
CAAUAGAUCUUGGAAGAGGAAGGUCAUAAGUGGCAGUAGUUGUUGCCACUUGCACAGUCGUACCUCGGGCGAUCUGACCACUUCGUUUAUUGCACUCGAGUUGAUGGUGCGUACGUCAGCUUGGAAACGGACAAAAGAAUAUAUUCGCAGAAUGCGGGGCAAUAAAGCGGGAGAAUGGAUUGCUCUUCUACUUCUUUUGAUACUAGAAAAAUUGAGUGGCGCUAAUGCUAUUACCUAUGGAAAUAUUGACACUCGUCUGCCGAAGAAUACUGUUCCAUCCUCUUAUGAAAUAAAAAUCGAACCGCAUAUUGGGUCCGGAAAUUCCACAUUCAUUGGAGAAGAGAACAUUGUUGUUGCAGUCUUGGAAGACUCCUCGGAGAUCACUCUUCAUGCCCAUUCUGAUUUGUCUAUCAAAGCAGAUGCCACAGUUUUGAUUGGUGACGAUGGAAAUUCUCUGAGACCGACAAAUCACAGUCAAAAAAAUAUCACGGAUUUUUUGACCAUCAACUUCGAGCCGAAAAUUACAGCGGGAAAUUAUACAUUGCAUUUAGAAUUCGUCGGCAAGAUUAACAAUGGAACUGAUGGCGUUUUUAGAUCAUCCUACCUCAAAGAUAAAACUAAACAAGUAUGGUUUAUCGCUACGAGUUUUUCUCGUAUUUUUGCACGAAGAGUAUUUCCUUGUUGGGACGAACCUGCCCUGAAAGCGACCUUCAAUCUGUCUAUCAAACACGAUCCAACCUACUCUGCAGCAUCUAACAUGCCAGUACAAAGGAAAGUAGAAACUGAAGAUGGAAAAGUAUGGACUAAUUUUCAGAUUACACCGAAAAUGUCAUCAUACACAAUUGCGUUCAUAGUUUCCGAUCUAAGUUGUAUCUCGAAUACAAACAAGAUGUUGAAUAUGUGCGCGACUAAGCAGACCCUCCCAGAAAUGAAGCUUGCGCAAGUAAUGCAGGACAAGGCACUGGCUCUGUUCAAUCAAUACACGGGGAUGCCGUUCGCCUUACCGAAACUAGACACCUAUAUUUUACCAGAUGAGCAACGAAGUGGAUCACUGGAGAGUUGGGGGCUUAUAUUCGACCGGGAAUCUCUCAUGGUGAUAAAGGGCGACUCACCAUACUGGACGAAAGAAUAUGCAACAUUACAACUCAUUCGUGGUUUAGCAUAUCAGACAGUUGCCAAUUUAGUCAGCCCGAUUUGGUGGACGGAUGUAUGGCUGAACGAGGGCCUCGUGCAGUACUUGCGGUUGUACAUUGAAAACCAAAUGUAUCCAGAAUGGGAUUUGAUCAACAUGUUCGUAGCUGAUACGAGUCUAUCGAGGGAUAGAAAGGACUGGCUGUCUUGGGAAAUGAAAAAAUUUGUGGAUGAAAAAUUUAAACUAUCUUCGUGUGAUUAUAUCAAGAGUGCAGCUGUAAUGCAUAUGCUAUCCAAUACUGUUUCCCAAGAAGUGUUCCAAGAAGGUGUUCGUAUUUACCUGAAGAAACACCAAUAUGGAGCAGCAUCACCAGAUGACUUCUGGAGUGCUAUACAAGAAGCUUACGAUAAGGCGGAAAAAGAACCCAAAAUUAAUAUAAAAGAUAUAAUGGAUUCCUGGACAAGCCAGACUGGCUAUCCUAUGGUGAAGGUAGUCAGAGAUUAUGAAGCCGGAACAGUGACCAUUCAUCACCCCAACAAGACCCCCAGUCAGCCGUCAUCGAGAUGGUUUAUUCCAAUCAAUUAUGCGAUCAAAUCUCAUCCGAAUUUCACAUCGACUGUACCGACGCAUUGGUUGAAGCCUGGUGAUGGUCAGCUCGUCAUCGAUGGAUUGAACAAGGAUGAUUGGAUCAUCGUGAAUAUCCAGCAGUCCGGCUAUUAUGGAGUUGACUAUGAUGAGGCCAGUUGGGAGAAAAUCAUUCAAUAUUUGAAUAGUGAGGACUUCACAAAAAUUCACGUGCUGAAUCGUGCACAAUUCCUGUCAGACUUGUUUCAUGGUGAAAACUAUAUGACACUCUUAAAGUCGACGUCAUAUCUUUCUCGUGAAACCGAAUUAAUUCCAUGGAGAUCCGGCAAAUUGGCGCUUUCAUACUUCAAGCAUCAUUUAUCGGAUGACGCGGAACUUCAGCAGAAUUUAAAUAAAUAUGUCCAACGUCUCAUGAAACGAGUGUUCGAAGAAGUUGGCUUCGAGGAUCGCCCCGCAGAUUCCAACCUGGUGAAAAAGAAAAGGUCUGAACUGAUGAAUCUCGCCAGUCAAUUCAAUAAUACUGAAUGCUUGCAAGUGCAAGCAAAAAAAGCAUUAGCUCAUUUGGAAGGCAGAGGGGAUCAGAGUCUCAAUUAUUGGCAAAUUUGUUACGGAGCUGCGGAUGAGAAAGUCGCAUCCCUAUUAGAGAAAAAAAUUGAAGAUGGAAAUACUGAAGCGUACUUCAGUGCCCGAAGUUGUUCACGGAAUACCACUUUCUACGAGAAGUAUUUGAAAAAAAUCGCAGCCAAUGAGACUAUUGCCAAAAAUAAUACACGACUGGCAAUUAUAGUUCUCGCUGAGAAAACUGUCGAAGGAUGGGACUGGGGGAUAAAUUACUAUAUGCAAAAUUUCGAACAGUUGUUGAAAGAUUAUGGUCAAAGCGAUAUGACUUUCAUGCUGAACCAUUACAUUAAGAAAACAGCGACUCCCCAACGAUUGGAUAAGAUAACGGAAUUUUUAAAGAACCACGAAAAUCAUUUGGGCGCCUGCGUCACUGAAGAAGUAGCCAAGAAAACCAAACAGUUUGAGUGGAGUAAAACGAUGGCUCCGCUGAUGAAUGACUGGUUGAAAAAACAACUUGAUUCGAUGGCAGAGACCAGGAAGGCUUGAAGAAUAUAAAUCACUUGAAUGUAAUGAGAGUAGUUUUGUCGAUGUAGUACGUUGCUAUGUUAAUCUCAUGACAGGGUGAUUCUACAUAGAGAUCAAUGAAAAUAAAUAACCAUUGCUAUCA